Ilex paraguariensis (yerba mate) is the source of this 2013-nucleotide messenger RNA. NCBI's taxonomy places the organism in Eukaryota, Viridiplantae, Streptophyta, Magnoliopsida, Aquifoliales, Aquifoliaceae. The record is from the annotation of a GenBank genome assembly.
AUGGCUUCUCCUUCUACCUCUUUAUCAGAGAAAGAGCUUGAGGAGCAGCUUAAAGAAGCUACAAGCAGCCUUUUUAAGCUCCCCUCUUCCACUGACGAGCUGCUCAAUCUCCUUGAUAAAGUAGAGCAUCUUCUCUCCAAGGUAAGGCAAAGACAAGCUGGAUCAAUGCAAGAUACAGUAAGAACUUCAGCUAUCUCACUGAUUGCUAAUGACCUGUUGAGGCAUGCUGAUGUGGAUGUGCAAGUUUCAAUUGCAUCUUGCAUUAGUGAAAUUAUUAGAAUAACUGCGCCAGAUGCUCCUUACAAUGACUUAGAAAUAAAGGAAUAUUUCCAAUUGGCUGUAAAGGCAUUUGAGAAUUUGUCUCAUAUGUCUAGUCGCAGUCAUAUUAAGGCUGUUUCAAUUCUUGGAAGCAAAGUAGAGCAUCUUCUCUCCAAGGUAAGGCAAAGACAAGCUGGAUCAAUGCAAGAUACAGUAAGAACUUCAGCUAUCUCACUGAUUGCUAAUGACCUGUUGAGGCAUGCUGAUGUGGAUGUGCAAGUUUCAAUUGCAUCUUGCAUUAGUGAAAUUAUUAGAAUAACUGCGCCAGAUGCUCCUUACAAUGACUUAGAAAUAAAGGAAUAUUUCCAAUUGGCUGUAAAGGCAUUUGAGAAUUUGUCUCAUAUGUCUAGUCGCAGUCAUAUUAAGGCUGUUUCAAUUCUUGGAAGCGUGGCAUACUGCAGGUCUUGCCUCUUGAUGUUGGACCUCGGGUCCAACCACCCUAGUGCUGUAUUCUUAGACAUGGUGAAAAUAAUGACCUUGGUCAUAGAAGAAAGUGAAGAUCUCUCAAUCGAGCUGCUAAGUCAACUUCUAACUAGUGUAAAGAAGGAAAAAGAGAAUGUUUUGCCUCUUUCUUGGAAGCUAGGGGAGAAAGUGUUGAAAAACUGUGCCGCUAAACUAAAAUCUUAUCUCCCAGAAGCAGUGAAAUCCAUGGGCAUUGCUUUUGAUGAUUAUGCUGAUAUAGUUGCUUCAAUAUGCCAGGAUUCAUCUGGAAGGGAAAAUCUGGAGGCCAAAGAGCCUACGCCGCAUGACAAUUGUAUUGGAGAAGUUGGUCCACAUGGGGCUGGCCCAUCCAAGUCAUACGAUGGGGCUUCUGAAAAAAAGAAUGAUGAUCCUUUGGAGGGUGAUGAGUCUUUGAAGACAUUAGAACGUUGCCAUCAGAUUAAUCAGCACAAUGCAAGAAUGAAUUCUGGUCCUGGAAAUGUGGAUGCCAUAGCCGUGCAAUGUAAACUAGAUCCAGAAGCAGUUCCAAAGAAAAGGGAUUGGAGACCUAAUUCUUUGACAAAACCAGAGGAGGGAUAUGAGCAUUAUUGGAUUAGUGAAGGAUGGAAAUCUCUUCGGAUACCUCGUCGAAGGAAGUAUCGCACAAAGAAAAUUGGUACUCUAUGUAAGAGUGGAUUCUCUAAGGAGCCAGCUUUGCCAUCAGGAUCUGAAAAUGGAACUCAGCCUCACAUUGUUUCCCCGAACAAAUCACAUAGAGUGACCAUGAUUUCUCGCUCUUCUGGAAGGGGUUUCUUGAAGAAGAAAAAGAAUACUAGCAAUAAGGAGAGACUUCUAGAUUUGUUGUCUGUUUCAGAGGGAGAUAUGCUGAGAGCUCAGGUUGAGAAGAAAGCUUCACAGUGUAAAGCUGUCACUUUGAGACAGGAUUCUGAAGGCACAGGAGAUUCAAAAGCAAAACGAGGGAGAGGCCGAUGGAAAACUGUUCUUAGCACUAAGGGUGAUGGGUUCCAUAGUGAUACAGAAGGAAGACAAGAGUCAUCAAUCUGCCAAUUGGAUGCUAAAGAGCGGAGAAGGGGCAAAGCUAUCUCUACUAAACAUGUUACUGAAGAAUUUGGUGACAAGAACAUGGUUUCUAUGUCUAAAACCAACUCACUAAAUAGGGAUGAAAGUCACUUUGAGGGAGCUUCUAAGGCAAAGCGCAAGAGGAAUUGUACUCCUUUGAAGAAAGAGGUAUGCCUUUGUCAUUAUUCAGCGUAG